Molecule: messenger RNA, 14788 nt
Organism: Hyaena hyaena (striped hyena)
Lineage: Eukaryota; Metazoa; Chordata; Mammalia; Carnivora; Hyaenidae
Gene: MICAL3
Product: microtubule associated monooxygenase, calponin and LIM domain containing 3
Exons: 42
Coding region: 1089-7853 (2254 amino acids)
Molecular function (GO): protein binding; FAD binding
Source: RefSeq, a predicted model, not a curated record
CAAAACUAGAGAUGAUGAAACAAAACGGAAUGAGAUACAGGGAAACCAUUAAAAGCAGUGUGGGUGGAAGGCAUAUACAAGGAAUUAACUAGCAUCUUUCUGACAUACAGGCAGAGUUGGUUUGUGGAGGCAAUUAGGCAAUGAAAAUUAAUAUUUUCUUCUUUAAAGAUAACAAUUUUUAUUUACAAAGCACUCCUUGCUGGAAUAAGCUCAAAGCAUUUAAUGGGUGCUGGCUAAUUACCCCACCCAACAAUCUGGGAGCCAGGAAAAGAGAGAUAAUUAUCCCCAUUUUGCAGGCCGGGAGAUUGAGCCACAGAAGAAUAGUGUCUUGCAUAAAACCAGAGGGCUGAAAAUAGAAGGCAAGCCUCCUAAUAGCACCCUUCCACCCCACUGCAUGUUUACAGACAUAGACUCCUGAGAAAGGAAAACGCACUUGCUGGCCAGAAAAAAGCAGCCGUCACUCAUUGGGAACUACAGCUCCCAGAAGACACUGAGAGGAGACAGGGCUGUGCCCCUAGUGCCCAUUCCAGAUUCCCAAAUAUGGAGAAGGACUGGGUUUUGGAAGAAGAACAGAAUGCUCACCCUUGAAAGAGAGAGAGAGAAAGAGGGAGUAUGAGCCGCCGUCCAGGAGCCUGCUCCUGGUCACCAUAGCAACCGUGACGAGCCAGCAUCCCGCUCUGCAGCACCGACUUCUCAAACCUCAACUGAGAUGCAGCGGUGAGGACGAGCAGCGAGAGGCAGACACCCAGGAUUUCAUUCCUCCUCGUUGCCUCGACUGUUAAUCCCUGUGCUUUGAGAGAGAAUUGCAGCGAAGGGACAAGGGGGAGAAAAGGCUGUACCUUGGAGACUCCGGAUGCUAACCUCCGGCGGGUGGUCCAGCGGGAAGGUGGAGUGUGCAGCACUUGUGAUGUGUGCAGCCAUAGCAGCACCACCUGCAUUCUGAGGACCGACUGACGGUGGAGAGCCAGCAUUUAUUACGUAUCGAGGAGAUGCCCUUUGAAGCCCUAACUGAUUAAUGUGACGAAAUCAGGUGGAUCACCAGCCAUCCCAUUGCCCCCUUUGCUGGGGGGUGCUGAGAGUGGGGAAGCAUGGAGGACAGUAAGAAUGAGACAAUGAAUCGUGCUCACGUCCUCUUUGACCGGUUUGUGCAGGCCACCACCUGCAAAGGAACCCUCAAGGCCUUCCAAGAGCUAUGUGACCACCUAGAGCUGAAGCCUAAGGACUACCGCUCCUUUUAUCACAAGCUCAAGUCCAAGCUUAACUACUGGAAAGCCAAAGCCCUAUGGGCAAAGUUGGACAAGCGGGGCAGCCACAAAGACUACAAAAAGGGAAAAGCAUGCACUAACACCAAGUGUCUCAUCAUUGGAGCUGGCCCCUGUGGUCUCCGUACAGCCAUCGACUUAUCCUUAUUGGGCGCUAAAGUGGUUGUUAUUGAGAAACGAGAUGCCUUCUCCCGCAACAAUGUCUUGCAUCUCUGGCCAUUCACCAUACAUGAUCUACGAGGUCUGGGUGCCAAGAAGUUCUAUGGCAAGUUCUGUGCUGGAGCUAUUGACCAUAUCAGUAUCCGUCAGCUUCAGCUAAUACUUUUGAAAGUAGCCUUGAUCCUAGGCAUUGAGAUCCAUGUCAAUGUGGAAUUCCAAGGUCUUGUACAGCCUCCUGAGGACCAAGAAAAUGAACGGAUAGGUUGGCGGGCACUGGUCCACCCCAAAACCCAUCCUGUAUCAGAAUAUGAAUUUGAAGUGAUCAUUGGAGGGGACGGCCGUAGGAACACCUUGGAAGGAUUUCGCCGAAAAGAAUUUCGUGGCAAACUGGCAAUUGCUAUUACAGCAAAUUUUAUUAACCGAAAUACAACAGCAGAAGCCAAAGUGGAAGAGAUCAGUGGUGUGGCUUUUAUAUUCAACCAGAAAUUUUUCCAGGAACUGAGGGAAGCCACAGGUAUCGACUUGGAGAAUAUUGUCUACUACAAAGAUGAUACACACUAUUUUGUUAUGACAGCUAAAAAGCAGAGUUUGCUAGACAAAGGGGUGAUAUUGCAUGACUAUGCCGACACAGAGCUCUUGCUUUCCCGGGAGAAUGUGGACCAAGAGGCUCUACUGAACUAUGCCAGGGAGGCGGCGGACUUCUCCACUCAGCAGCAGCUGCCAUCUCUGGAUUUUGCCAUCAAUCACUAUGGGCAGCCUGAUGUGGCCAUGUUUGAUUUCACUUGUAUGUACGCCUCUGAGAAUGCUGCCUUGGUGCGGGAACAGAAUGGACACCAGUUAUUAGUGGCUCUGGUUGGAGACAGCCUCCUAGAGCCUUUUUGGCCAAUGGGAACAGGAAUAGCCCGGGGCUUUCUAGCUGCUAUGGACUCUGCCUGGAUGGUACGAAGUUGGUCUCUAGGAACAAGCCCCUUGGAAGUCCUGGCCGAGAGGGAAAGUAUUUAUAGGUUGCUGCCUCAGACCACCCCUGAGAAUGUGAGUAAGAACUUCAGCCAAUACAGCAUAGACCCUGUCACCAGAUAUCCCAAUAUUAACGUCAACUUCCUCCGCCCAAGCCAGGUGCGCCAUUUAUAUGAUACUGGAGAAACAAAAGAUAUUCAUCUGGAAAUGGAGAACCUAGUGAAUUCCCGAACUACCCCAAAGUUAACUCGUAAUGAGUCUGUAGCUCGUUCAAGCAAACUACUGGGUUGGUGCCAAAGGCAGACAGAUGGCUAUGCAGGGGUAAAUGUGACAGAUCUCACUAUGUCCUGGAAAAGUGGACUGGCUCUGUGUGCAAUCAUCCAUAGAUACCGCCCUGAUCUGAUAGAUUUUGACUCUUUGGAUGAGCAAAAUGUGGAGAAGAAUAACCAGCUGGCUUUUGAUAUUGCUGAGAAGGAACUGGGCAUUUCUCCCAUCAUGACAGGCAAAGAAAUGGCCUUGGUGGGGGAGCCCGACAAGCUGUCUAUGGUGAUGUACCUGACUCAGUUCUACGAGAUGUUCAAGGACUCACUCCCCUCCAGUGAUGCCUUGGACCUGAAUGCUGAGGAGAAAGCAGUCCUUAUCGCUAGCACCAAAUCUCCCAUCUCCUUCCUAAGCAAACUUGGGCAGACCAUCUCUCGGAAGCGUUCUCCCAAGGAUAAAAAGGAAAAGGACUUGGAUGGUGCUGGAAAGAGGAGAAAGACCAGUCAAUCGGAAGAGGAGGAAGCACCCCGGGGCUACAGAGGAGGAAGGCCCACACUGGUGAGCACUCUGACAGACAGAAGGAUGGAUGUAGCCCUUGGAAACCAGAACAAAGUGAAAUACAUGGCAACCCAGCUGCUGGCCAAAUUUGAAGAGAAUGCACCUCCACAGUCCACUGGCAUGAGGAGACAGCCGACACAAGAGCGUGGGGCCAGCCAGCCGUCCUGCUGCCUACCUGAGCAGGGUCGCCCUGCUCCCACCCCCCAGUGGAAACAGCGACGGGAAAAGGAGCGUUCUCGGACCUGCCCCAAAAAAGUGAUCACACUCUCUCCUCCCCCUACUCCACCUCCCUGUCGGGCGCCUGGCAGCCAGCAGACGUACAGGGAUCUUGAUGCUGACAGCCGUGGCAAGCAGAGUCCCCACCAUGAGAGGCCAGAACCUGAACCUUCUCGUCGAUUUUUUGUUGACCAGUGGGAGCUUUCUCUUAGUCUUCGCUCCUCCAACCGCCCCGCCUCUCCCUCCUCUGACUCUCUCCGACAGAAGUAUAUAAAGAUGUACACGGGCGGAGUGAGCUCAUUGGCUGAGCAGAUAGCCAAUCAGCUUCAAAGGAAAGAACAGCCCAAAACCCUUCUAGACAAGAAGGAACUGGGCUCAAUAAAGAAGGAGUUCCCACAGAACUUAGGAGGCAGCGACACGUGCUAUUUCUGCCAGAAGCGGGUCUACGUGAUGGAGAGGCUGAGUGCUGAGGGCAAGUUCUUCCAUCGGAGCUGCUUCAAAUGCGAGUACUGCGCCACUACCCUGCGCCUCUCGGCUUACGCCUAUGACAUCGAGGACGGUAAAUUCUACUGCAAACCACACUACUGUUAUCGACUCUCUGGCUCCGCACAGAGGAAGAGACCAGCAGUGGCUCCUCUGUCUGGAAAGGAGGCCAGAGAACCCCUGCAGGAUGGCCCCACUGUGGACACAAAUGGACGGGCCAGCGCCGUUCCCAGCCCUGCUGAGAGAACCCCAGGUUCAAGUGUGAAUGGGCUGGAAGAGCCUAGCAUUGCUAAGAGACUCAGGGGGACUCCAGAAAGGAUUGAGCUGGAGAACUACCGCCUGUCUGUGAAGCAGGCCGAGGAGCUGGAGGAGGUGCCGGAGGAGACCCAGGCUGAGCACAACCUGAGCAGUGUGCUGGACAAAGGCGCAGAGGAGGACGUGGCCAGCAGCAGUUCUGAGUCCGAGAUGGAGGAAGAGGAGGAGGAGGAAGAGGAGCCUCUGCCCACCUCAGACCUGGGUGGUGUUCCUUGGAAGGAGGCUGUGAGGAUCCAUGCCCUUCUGAAAGGAAAGAGUGAAGAGGAGCUGGAGGCCUCAAAGAGCUACGAGCCUGGGAAUGAAGAGGAGGAAGAGGAGGAAGAAGAGGAGGAAGAGGAAGAGGAAGAAUAUGAGGAGGAAGAGGAAGAGUCUAGUGAAGAAGGGGAGUAUUGCCCCUGGGACAGAGAACUCCUGCAAGGCCAGUGGCUCCAGCAUCUGUCAAAGGAAGAAGAUACGGGUACAUGUAAAGUCGGGAGCCAGAGGCUACAGCAGAUCAUAAAUCCGGCUGACCCCUUGGAAAUCCAGGCUGAUGUGCACUGGACACAUAUUCGAGAGAGAGAGGAGGAGGAGCGAAUGGUACCAACCUCUGAGUCCUCCACUUCUAGAGUGCCUGACCUUCCCUCCAUACGCCGCGCAGCAGUGCAGGCCUGGCUGGAGACAGUCUCCGGAGUCCCAUUUGAUGAGAAUGACCUGGAGGAAGAUGUGGACUCGGAACCGGCAGAGAUAGAAGGGGAGGCAGCGGAGAAUGGGGACACAGGGGACACUGGUGCUGAGCUGGAUGAUGAUCAGCACUGGUCUGACGAUAUCCCAUCAGAUGCUGAAACAGAGCUUCGCCUGCAGCACCAGGCAGCGGUAGAGGCCGAGCUGGAGCUGAGGGUGUCGGAAAAUGAGGAGGAGCAACCCGCCACCACACCAGGGCCCCAGAAGAGAGGUCCCGCCCAAGUCCCCAGCCCUCCCCGGUCCCCUGAGGAGCAAGCUGGUCUGCUCUCCCCGGGCCGCAGCCCUGUGGCAGAGGGGGCCCGAAUCCCACUUGCCUCUGUUGCUACUAAGGUGAAAUUGCCCAAGGAGAGCCUCUUCCCUGAGCCUUUGCUCCCCAAAGAGAAGCCCAAAGAAGAAGCACCCAGUGAUGAGAAACCUGUGCACUCUCCUAUCCGAUCACAGCCAGUGGCUCUGCCGGAAGCCAGGACACCUACCUCCCCAGUUAGUUCACAGCACGUGUCACCAUUGGCCACCUCCACUCCCACCACUACCCAGCUCCCCAUCUGCUCCCAGCCCCAGCCUUCCUCUGAGGCCACUGUCCCGUCCCCCACCAAGCCCCCCAUAUGCUUCCAGCCCAUUCCAGCCAAAACCCCCAUCCCCCUGGCUCCUCUUUCCUUGAAGAUCCAAGAGGACACCAAGGACAGACUGGGCAGCCCUCUUGCUGUGGAUGAAGCCCUGAAGCGGAAUGACCUGGUGGCAGAGUUCUGGAUGAAGAGCGCCGAGAUCCGCCGUAGCCUCGGACUCACACCCGUGGAUCGGAGCAAGGUGUCCGAGUCCAGCUUCCCCUCGCCCGCCUUUAAACCAGUGUCCCUAAAAUCCUAUUCAGUUGAGAAGUCUCCUCAGGGUGAGGGGCUCCAGCUUCUAAAACCUCCACCUGCUCCUAAGAGGCUGGGCCUGUCGAAGUCAGAUGGUGACCAGCCCUCACUGCCAACUCCCAAGUCCCCAUCUGACAGAGAGCUGAAAAGCUCCCAUGAGGAGAGGAGAGACUUGUCAAGCAGCUCUGGGUUGGGCCUUCAUGGGAGUUCCUCCAACAUGAAGACCUUGGGCAGCCAGAGCUUCAACACCUCAGACUCCACCAUGCUCACUCCUCCUUCAAGCCCACCCCCACCCCCACCCCGGGAUGAGGAGCCCGCAACUCUUCGAAGGAAGCCAUAUCCAACUUAUGAGCAUAAGGAGACCGAGCCCAAGGCCUCAGUGAUCCCACCCCCACCACCUGCAUCCUUUAUGAGGGCCCCCCGAGAGCCUGCCCAGCCCCCUCGAGAGGAGGUGCGGAAGUCGUUCGUGGAGAGCGUGGACGAGAUCCCCUUUGCUGAUGACGUGGAGGACACCUAUGAUGACAGGACAGAGGACUCGAGUCUGCAGGAGAAGUUCUUCACACCCCCCUCUUUCUGGUCCCGAACCGAGAGACCCCUCCACCCACCCCUAGCCAAGGAGAAUGGUAGGUUGCCUACUCUGGAGAGUGGGGUCCAACCACAGAAGAGUGGCCUUCCCUUAGUCUCUCCAGAAGCCAAGGAGCUGGCUGAGGAGCGCAUGCGAGCCAGGGAGAAGUCUGUGAAGAGCCAGGCGUUGAGAGACGCCAUGGCCAAUCAGCUGAGUAGGAUGAAGGAGAUGGAGAUGGCAGCUGGGACCUCCAGGCCCCCAGGAGGCACCUCCCGCAAAGCCUCCUCAUUUCCCUCCAAGGGUAAAGAAGUUGGCCCCGAGUCCCCUAAACGCCCAGUUCUCAAAGGCCCCGGGGAGCCCACCCUGAAGCACGAAGCCACUAGUGAGGAGGUCCUCUCCCCUCCGUCGGACUCGGGGGGCCCAGAUGGUUCGGUCACCUCAUCCGAGGGCUCCAGUGGGAGGACCAAGAAGAGAUCGUCACUCUUCUCCCCCCGCAGAAACAAGAAAGAGAAGAAGUCCAAAGGUGAGGGCCGGCCCCCAGAGAAGCCCAGCCCAAACCUUGUGGAGGAAGCGGCCGCCAAGCCCAAGUCCUUGUGGAAGUCUGUCUUUUCUGGGUAUAAGAAGGACAAGAAGAAGAAGGGUGAUGACAAGUCUUGUUCCAGCACCCCUUCCAGCGGGGCCACUGUGGACUCUGGCAAGCACAGGAUGUCUCCUGUUGUGAGAGCAGAGUUGCAGCUGCGGCGCCAGUUGAGUUUCUCAGAGGACUCUGACCUCUCCAGUGACGACAUCCUUGAGAGGUCCUCCCAGAAGUCCAGGCGAGAGUUGAUUUAUGUACCACACGCCUUGGCAUUCAGGAGAUCAUAUGCAUCAAAGCCAAGAACAUACACGGAGGAGGAACUGAACGCCAAGCUGACCCGGCGUGUGCAAAAGGCAGCUAGGAGGCAGGCCAAACAAGAGGAACUGAAGCGGCUACACCGAGCUCAGAUUAUCCAGCGACAGCUGGAGCAGGUGGAGGAGAAGCAGAGGCAGCUGGAGGAAAGAGGGGUUGCUGUGGAGAAGGCGCUCCGUGGUGAAGCAGUUGAGCCCAGUGGCGGGACUCCACGGCGUAGACCUCUCUCCUUCUGCCCUUGCUGUGUCCAGGAAGGCAUGGGCAAGAAAGACGACCCCAAGCUGAUGCAGGAGUGGUUCAAGCUGGUGCAAGAGAAAAAUGCCAUGGUGCGCUACGAGUCAGAGCUGAUGAUUUUCGCCCGGGAGCUGGAACUGGAGGACCGGCAGAGCCGACUGCAGCAGGAGCUUCGGGAGCGGAUGGCCGUGGAGGAUCACCUGAAGACCGACGAGGAGCUGUCAGAGGAGAAGAAGAUCUUGAACGAGAUGCUAGAGGUGGUGGAGCAGAGAGAUGCUCUCGUGGCCCUGCUAGAGGAGCAGAGGCUCCGGGAAAAAGAGGAGGACAAAGACUUGGAGGCCGCCAUGCUGUCCAAAGGCUUCAGCCUGAACUGGUCCUGAGCUCCGCCCGUGCUCUGGCUGGCUGGUCCGUGGCAUCCACCUGACCCACGCUGGGUUCUCCCACACCUCCCAGAUGCGAGAUCGGAGAAGGCCUGGCACCCCCUGGGAGUUUACACUCAAAUGUCUACGUGCCUCUUGAAAAGUGGGUCAGAUGUCUGUGCUAGGGGGGAACCCCAGGCCAGGGUGAUUAUCUGAGAUGGCUGAGCCCGGCUUCCUGCUCCAGAGAGAGAGGAACACAGAGCAUUGGACACGUGAUGCGGGAAAAGGAGAACCUGCACGCUCCCCGAGGACACACCGUGACUGGUGCCCCUCCUGCCACAGGAGGAGGAAGAGAAGGAAGCUGCUCCCUCUCUGGCAGAACCACAGCCGCCAGGGUGCACCUCCACGGAGCAGAGGGGGCGGCCAUCCUCUUCAUGCUCGCUGAAGCACCACCAAAGAAACGAAGAACACCCCCCGGGAGGCAAGAUGUGAAUCAAGACCUGGGAGGGGGGCCAGUGGCCAGCAGGUCAGCGCCUUCGCCGGCUUCGCAGGGGGACCUGAAGGCGGGCUGGCUCCGGAAUUCAUGAUGCAAGUGAGGAGGACCCAGGAGGGGUCUGCUCCCCGACACCCCCGCACCACACACUGGACCACUGGUGGUCAAAUGCCGCAGGCCUCUCUCUGGCUUUGGCCUGAGGCCUGUGGAUUGCUGCAUUCUGCUUUUAAUUCACAACAAUUUUGACACUGGAAAAUACUGACUUUGGGGGACAGGAUGAGGCCCGACAUUUCAAGCCCCCACUUGACAGACAGGCGUUGUCACUGCUCAGCGCUUUGCGUCGGGGCAGGAGAUUUUCUUUUUCCUUGACGUUUUUCCUGUGUUUGCACAUUGAAAUGAAGCUGACGACCUGGCAAGAUGCUCAGCCGCUUCGGACCCUUUUUGUCAAUUAACUUAUUUUUUUAAUACUUGAAAAGAAGUAACUUCAUUUUUAUAUCUUUACUAGAGACACUGAUCACGUGGCACCCGGUGUAGGUAGGAGUGACGGGCUGUCUGCUGCGUCCUACACAGUCCCAUCCCAAACUGACUGAACGCUGUUACAGCCGUCUAUUUAUUAGCCUUCUCAUCGUGUUGCUGACCCAGUUGGCAUUAGGGAGCAGCUGAGACCCUCGUGCGGGUUCUUGGUUGUAGCUCUUCUGUCCCCUCCUGUACUUUGCGUCUGGCGCCUCCUCCGUCACCUAGCCUGCUCUCACUGUAAUACCACACUUUUGUGUCUGCACCAUUCAUCUGUCAGGGGUACAUUUCAGCACUGUUUGAGGCCAGGCCAAAGGCCACAGAUGCCACUCGCCUCUCCUUAUUGAACCCUGGCUCUGCAGAACCCAUCUUUUCUCCUCUGGUUUGGUGCCAGGGUUUCACCCCCCACAGCACAUUUUUUAAGUUUGGGGGUGAGCCCUUUUCCAGGCUGGCUGAGACAGUGUAUGAUGGGGCCUUGUAAUCCAUCUGGCUGAUGCGAAUUCCCCUCAGCCCAGCCUCAGGUCCCGCCAGACAGAGAUGCAAGUGUUGUGGCACAUGUUGGAAUUUAGGUUGGUCUCUCACAGUUAACGCCACCCCAGACCUACUCUGCACCCGGAUCUCCAUGGCGAGGCAGGGGGUAAUGAGCACCAUGUAACCAGUUCCUUGAGCCAAACUGCUCACUUCUCAUAGCUCAACCAGAGACUGGCCUUGUGCAGCUCUUGGAGCCAUGGUGUGGGAAAAUCUGGUGGCAUAGAGCUUGUCCAGCCACACAAUGGCAUGUGGUCCACCCAGGGAGGAUUCCUGUCAGGGCCAGACCGAUCCAGAAGGGCCCUCCAGCAGAAGACUUCUGGUGGAGAGGGGCCAGUGUAGAGAGAACAGAGGCCUGGUGGCUCUUCAAGGCAGCCUAGAUCAGAGUCCGUGCUGACCUUGGAACCUCCAUGGGAAACCACACCACCAUGCCUCAACUUGAACAUCCAUUCUUAGUACAAAGGAGCAAAGAACGUGUCUUACUCUUCACUUUUUCCAAAAGCUGCCAUCUCUCUCCUGUGGAAAUCCAGAUGUGCUGCUAGCAACUGUCACAGCUCUGACUUCUUCACUUUCUGUUUCCAGAUGAGGCAGAGUCUCCAUUUUUAUGCUUUUCUUAAAAAGGGAAAAGGGUGUUCUAGAUUCGAUCUUUAAACCUCAACCUUCCAGUAAAAUUGGACUUGAGACAGGACCUUCAUCGCCUGUGUGGCCUUGUCCCUAACCCUCUUCACCUCUCGAAUGCCACCUUAACUAGCCAAGCCCCAAGAAAGCUGCCUGCAUCCCUUAUAGCUCCUGCUAAUCCCAGAACAGGGAAACAGUUUACGAAGCGGCUGGUAAAGGAUGUGGCCUAGGCAAUGUGCUGUAAGUAGCUUAAUGUAGCAGGAGCACCCGAUGUUACCCUAUGCCCUUGCUGCCGGCCAGUACCGGUCAGCCUUUUAACACUCCGCACUCUGCUGAAGCACACUGCUGCCUGCAGUUACUAGAAGGGGUACUGAAGACUCUGCAGAGAAGCUUCGGAAAUCCACAAGCCUGCAAAGCGUUCCCCAGUUCUCCACCCGCCAGUGGUGUUACGACUUCAGGUUCUAGUAGUGCACCUUUUUUUUUUUUAAAGCUCCCAUUUUAUUACCACUAGUUUGCAGUUUAUUUUAGUACCCUGGUGACAUGCUGCAUGAGAUGUUUUCCACCUCUGGAAAUGCAUGCAGCUCCAGGCAGGUCUUCUUGCCGAAAUUUAAGUCCCCUUGAAGACAGGGGACACAGAACAUAUAUAUAAAUAUACACACAUUGACGUGUGUAUGUAUGUAUGUAUGAAAUGUUAGAGUUUGAAUGAGCCCAAACCUGAGGCCAAUACAGGGGGCAACCAGUCCAGCACCACUAGAGGGAAGGUAGGAGACACCCCUACUCCUGAGUCUAAGGGACUCCAUGUGGGGUUCUAACCUGCUCAGGUGACAUAUUUGGGCCUUUGCCUUCAAACUAUCCUCCAGUUGCUUUUGACCAGCAAUGAUAGACUCUUCUUUAUCCAUUCAAAAGAGAAGACAUUUUUCAGUGGGGCAGGAGGUAGAGAGUUUAAAGGAAAAAAUUUGAAAGAAUGAUAAUAACUGAGCUGCAAAGGGGAAUGGGCCAUUUUAUGCGCAAUAAACGUUUUUAAAAGAAAUACAGAGUAUUUCUUAAGUCAUUUGACUGGACUUGGCAGUGAGCCAGGAUGCAUUUCCACAUUCCACCACCUGCCCUUUCUUAGGGAGAUGCUGUCCAAGCACAUCAUUUAUGUCUGGCAUAUGUGUAGGUGUGUGUACAAGGUUGUUAAAGAACACAACUUUGUUUUUGUUUUUUUGUCCUUUUUUUUUUUAGUCCUUCAUAUUACCCUGGCUCAGCCCCCAACUGCUAUCAUUUGAGAAAAUGCCUGAAACAAUUUAAUGUGAUAAGAAGCUAUUCUUCAAAACCAAGCCUCGAUCCCCUCUUGAAGAGAAGGAGCAUUGUUCUUUGAAAGAGAGAUUCUUCAAGUCUGAGUGGUCUUGUGGCCCUGGCAGCCUUCUUUGCUUCUGUGCCUGCCUGAUCUCUGUCCUUUGAUACAGCUAACUAGGAAGCCCAGUGGAAUGGGGUCUGCGGCCUCCAGGCCUAAACGAUUUAGAUGUGUCAGUGUCCCUGUGUACAUUCAGCAUAGGGCCUUGAAGAGAUGAUGUCCCCCUUCUUUGGACUGGAAUCAUCCCCAAGAGAUUGAAGGGAAUAAUCCUGGCCAACUCUUCUCUCUCUACUACAAGAAGCCUCUUGGGCUAAUCUUCAGAUGAAGACACAUUUCUGCUCUUGUCCCCUGCUUUGGUGUGUUAAUCUAUCAGGAGAUAGCUGACUUUGUCAUCACCCACAGAGCUAAUCCCAAAGGUACAAUGCUUCCCUCUGGAGCAGCAACAGCAGGGAGAGAAAAAAUGGCACUAGAUGGUUGGAGGUGAGCCUUGCCCAGCCUAGAGGUCACUGCCAUGGAAGCUGGCUCCUAGAGCCUUUCAGCUUCAUUGCCAGCUAGCCCAGAAAGAAGAAAGGGCCCUACCUUAGGGAGAAAAAAAUUUAACCAGCUUGAGUGAAUAUCCUUGGCUGUGGCAAAUGCCUAUUGGGAGAGACUGGAGUUUGGUAGUCACCUGUGCUGAUCCCAGUCACCUUUUGUUCCUUAGAGGGGCUUGCUUUCAUUAGAGCUGGAAACAGGCAGGAUUUGGCCUUAUGUCACAACAGCCCCAGGUGGCAGGAAAUGAUGGCUGCUGUUUUGAGGCAGGGAACCAGAAAGGAAGGCUAUGUAAGUGCACCUCAGAAACACAUACCCCCUUUCCUUCCGAGAAACUACCACAUCUUAUGGGCUCUGUAAUCCCUCCUGAAACCUUCUGGGAAUCAGAGUGAAAAAUGGUAAAUGGAGAGAAUGUACUGUUUUAUCUUACCUUAUGAGCUGGCCCAUGCCCUGAAGGAGACUCCCUUCUCUCUGUUACCUGCUCAGAAGAUCCCCUCCCAGCAACGCUCAGUGAAGAGGGUAAGAAACCAUCCUCUGAGGUGGGUUAUGUCCCACUGAAACAUCAGCCCAGGGGCCAGAGCUGCCCCGCAUAUACUAAACCAAGGAGCCUAUUAGACCAGGUGCCCAGGGUCACAAAGGCCUUUUACUGACACUCCCAUAUGGACCACCUGUUGCUGCCGAACUUCACCAGGUAGCAUUUUGUGACAGCCCCACUCCUUGUGUCCUCUGCCCUGAGGUCUUAUAGGCAGGACUUAAAACAAGGAAACUGGAGUCCCGGCUUCCGUGGGUAGGCCAUGUGGGCUGGCUGCCUCUGCCUGAGAAGCCACCUUAUUACCAAGACAGAUAUGGAAGAGGAAACUGCGUCUCAUGAUGUGUGCAUAUACACACGUGCACAUGUGCACAUGCAUGCACACGCACCUUCCUUUCCAUGCUCAGCAUGUCCUUUCUGAACCAGAGUGUACCUCUAGCUCUAAAGUAGGCUGAGUAUUGGACCCGGGAGGGUCCAACUGAGGGUCCAGGCCAAGGAUCUUGUAACAGUAAACAGCCCAGCGCCUGGAGGACUACAGUUGUAUUGAACGGUCUCCAAAGUAGGCAGCUAGAGCAUCCCCAGAUCCAGGGGAAGGGUCAUUUGAGUGCCCAGUAAAAGUGUGGGGCUGCCUUGGACAACUUGUGAAAUGAGAAUGAGGUUGCCAGUGUCUGGUGAGGAAUGUGAGUUGGGCGAGAUUAAGGUUGGCAUUCAGGCAUGAAACUCAUUCCUGCCUCUUCCCUGACUUUAGAGGAAGCCUUAGGCCUAUCACUUAACUGGUCAGUGCCUCCCUCCCUGGGAUCCAACCCAGGAAGGAUCCCUGAAAGGGAUCCAUGGAAGGGCAAAGCAUUGAAGGGUUUGAGAUUCUUGAAUCAGGGCCUUUGUAGAUGAGCAGACAUCUUUCAUUAUGGUAACUAAUGUUCACCGUGAAGAAACCUGAGAAGCACUGAGGGGAAGCAGUGCCAGCACCUCUAGGGUCUGGCUCCCUACUACCCAAGUUCAUCUCAGAUCUAUCUGGUGAGCCAAUGGAGUUGUGCAUUCAAUUUUAAUUACUUAAAAAGCUGGGCUAAAUCUUCGGUUUCCUCUCAGGAACUUAACUUACUCAUGACAGGUCGCUGUAGAUGGGCAGUGUUUUCUAGAAGCUUCAUAUGGGAAGCUGCUGGGUGCGUGCCUGAGGUUGGACGAUGCUGAGCCUGAAUCAGCACUCAGCACCUUACUAGGAACAAACCAGCACUCUCAGUUCAAGGGGACAACACCCCCGUCUUUACCCUCCGGUCUCGUUCUACAGCCACUAGCCACCAGCCACCUCCACUUUCAUCUCGAGGCAGCUACACCAGUCACUGGGGACAUCCUGGGUCCCCAGUCCCCCGGGGUCAUUACCAAGGAGAAGGGGUUCAUCCAAGUGAAGGCUAGGGUGUAUUAGCGUUACGGUGCUGAUCAAAAGCCAAACAUGCAACACAGGCAACUAGCACAGCAAGUGACAAGAAAAAAUGAGUUUCUUGGUAGAGAAGCCUGGAUGGAUACCCAGCAUCUGGUGCUGUGGCCUUCAGGUCGUCUCCCUAAGAGUUUGAAUGCCAGGUCUUUCCUGUAGGAGAAAAAAACCAAGAAGCACCUAACAGCUGAAGCCCUCUCCCCAGCUGCAUUUUAUUUAGUGUUUUUUAAAAUGUUUGUAAAGAAUUAAGUACCAUUUUUAAAAUGUAAGCAGGGCCAGACUUACUUAGUACCAGCCUUCAUAUUGGGACAGAAUACUGUUUCUGGCCCUAGAAUUAAUGUUUUCAGUCUUCAUCACAUUGUUCUUAAAAUCACCUGUGAAAAUCUGGUUGGGGAAGCAGGAGGGUGAGGCUGGAAGGUGCUGGCCCUGGGUUAGCACUUGGUGCCUUAUACCAGUUUGGGAACAAACCAGCACUUAGCUCGGCCGGUGGGGGUUGGGAGGACACCCCAUUCUUUUCCCUCCUGCUUCAUCUACAGCCCAGGGGAUCCAGAAUUGGUAGAGCCUUAACUCCUGAGGGGUGGUCACCCCAGAGUGUCUCUUCUGAAUGAAUCACCCCAACAUGGCCUUGGCCCCUGCAUCCUGGAAGAUGCAGAGAGCGGCCCCAGGACCUCCUAUGGGAAGAUAUUUGGAAGAAGCAUCAAGGACAGAUUUUUCUGAAGCACCAUGCCUGAGGAGAGUGGGUAGAGGGUAUGCCCGCUGUGCUGACUGCAGCGGUUGACAUUAAAUGUAAAAUAAGUUCAUGCCUAUGUAUGUGAAGAGCCCCGCAGACCCUGUUCAUGACUUUUGGAGUCAUUAGUGGGAAGGAAAGAGGGAAACAAAUAGUAACUUUUCAGUUUGCUGUAGCAGGGUGCACACUUACCCUCUGGCUGUUUGCACUCCUUCUGUGGGCAACAACCAAAAUAAAGUCAGUCAUUAUUUUUUC